AUGGUGCCGCAGCCGCAGCAGGAGAUGACCCAGCCCGUGGGCGUGAUCUUGCAGGAGGCGGCAGGACGCAUGAGCAGAAGCCCCGCAGCCGCAGUUGCCCGCGCCCUGCAGCAGGGGCCGAAGCCGCUGCGGGGAUGGAAGAUGAUCAGCCCCAGGGAUCGCCACCGGAGCGCGUUCCAGUGCAGCAAGGGCCGGCUGUCCUGCAGCACCACGGAGGAGUGGUGCGCGCACAAGGAGCCCCAGUGCGUGCACGUGCGCUGCAAGUGCAUCGGCGGUGUCGCCGCGUGCCCGUACGACGAGGCGUCCAUCUUCCGGCCCAUCGGGGGCAACCAGUGCAACCUGACAGUGGCCGGCACAGCGAGGUCUCGGGCGCACCACCGCCACUACACCGCCAAGAGGGCCGCCAAGGCGGCGAAGAGGGCGGCGAAGAAGGCGGACCCUCCCGGCUUCAAGAACGACGCCUACGUGGAGCUCAGGAGCGACCCGAUGGCCGGUGGGUUCCUGCAGCAGGAGCCCGGUGGCGGGUGGUCGGUGUGGCCCCGCAUGGGAGGCAAGAGCUUCGAGGGCUUCCUCGGCUACGGCUACCAGCGGGUGCGCGCCGAGGGCGGCCGGGUCGCGAAGGACAUCGUCCCGGAGGAGUGGGACCUCGUGCAGUUCCCGGUGGCGCGCACGGGCGGGGCGGACGGGGGCGACAGCUUCUACACCGACGGCGACCGCGCCCACCGCGGCGACUACACCAACCUGGUCGGCAAGACGUUCCGCUUCACCAUCAGUGGCCUGGGCGGCCUCGACUGCGGGUGCAAUGCCAACUUCUACGCCGUCCGCAUGGGGGCGGGCUGCGACGGCUCGGGCAACAACGGCGACCUCUGCGAGGAAAUCGAUUUCUUCGAAGGCAACAAGUUCGCAUGGCACUCCACUCUCCACACGCUCGCAGACAGCGGGGAGACGGACGCAAACGGCCUGUGCACAGGCUACGGAGGGACCCUGCCCACGAAGCCCAAUUUUCCCUCCUUCGACGGCACUGAGUACGGGCCGGAUGGGACGAUGAUCGACACGGAGAAGGAUUUCCACGUGGCCGUCUCCUUCCCGAAGGGCAAGAACGGGAAGCUGAAGGGCAUGGCCGUCGAGCUGUCGCAGGAUGGCAAGCCGUCGAUGGAGCAGCCCCUGUUUAUGCACCUGUACGCCUACGAGGGCAGCCUCUACACGGAGCCAGGCGGUGGCGGCGGCCUCAAGGUGGAGAACGGCAUGGACAAGGUCGAGAGGCGCAUGAACGACGGCGUCACGAUGCUGAGCUCCCUGUGGUCCGGGGGCAUGCGCUGGCUCGACGGCGCCGCGUCCGAGCACGGGGACAACAACAUCAUGGACGGGAAGUGCACCUGGGACGGCGAGUGCGCUGGCUACACUGUCUCCGGGAUCUCCGUCGAGGACAUCCCGGAGCCCACGCCUGCGCCCGUGGAGGCCUCCCAGGCGGCGGCGGUGGAGGGCGCCACGGGCGGCUCCGGCGCGCGGCAGGAGACGCCGCCCCCGCGGCCGCGCAGGCCACUGCCGCGACCCGGCCGGCCCGCCAAGCCGCCGGCGCCGGCGCCCGGGGCCCCGCCGCCGCGGCGGCCCCCGCGGGCUUCGAGGACGACGCGUACGUGGAGCUGA
Molecule: messenger RNA, 1647 nt
Organism: Prorocentrum cordatum
Lineage: Eukaryota; Dinophyceae; Prorocentrales; Prorocentraceae
Source: the annotation of a GenBank genome assembly